UGGCGGACGAAAAAUGAUGUGCAAUCGUCUGCAUUGUGAAAGUCAAAAAAGAUGGACUUUCUGUUCAUGGCAUUAAUAUAUACUUUAGUUUUCGUGACCCUAUCGUAUGUAGUUUUUUUUGGAAGUGCUGACUUUCAUCGAACUGGUUUGGUUGGCUUUCUGCGAAGAGGCUUGUUUUCAGUUGCCCAUUCAACGAAGGCUACUUUUGAAAAGUGCGUUCCAACAGCUUUAACUAGCAUCAUAAGAAGUGUUACAACUUAGCUGUUGUUUACAAGAAAUCCUUGUAUCCAGCUUCUUUAUGGCUUCCUUGUUAGUGGAGGGACUGCUAUCUACAGCUUCAAAGUCAUUCCUUACUUUGACAAAAUAAAUGCAUUCAGCAUUGUUACAUAUAUUCUUAUAGCCAUCAAUGUGGUGCUGUUUUGGAUUUGUUGUACACAUGAUCCUGGUAUGAUAACAGUGACAAAUCAUGCUGAGUAUAUGAAUGACUAUAACCCUGAUGGUGUUUAUUAUACAACACAAGGAUGUAAUACAUGCAAGUUUAUUAAGCCAGCAAGAUCAAAACAUUGCUCUCUAUGUGAUGUGUGUGUGAGUCGUUUUGACCAUCACUGCUCCUGGGUUAACAACUGCCUUGGGAAAAAAAACUACAAGUUCUUCUUGUGUUUCAUCACAAGUUCAGCAAUACUUUGUGCAUAUGUGACAUUUGUGGUGGCAAUUGUGUAUGCAUAUAUUGUGCUCUCAGAGGGCUUGAUCAACAUGAAGUAUGAAGCCUAUGAUGGACAGUAUUAUCCAGUAGGAAUCAGAUUUCUAUCUCAGUAUAUGCUGGUUCGGCAGCCCUUGCUGGCAAUUCUGUUUCUAGUUGUUUUGUUCUUUGGUGUGGCCAUGACAGGAUUCUCGUUAUUUCACUUGUACCUUGUUCUUACAAAUCAGACCACGAAUGAAUUUUACAAACGUCAUUAUUAUGGUAAAUCCCACACGAAGUCAUCACGGCAGUCGAGAAUCAUCUCGUCUCGGACUGAAAAAACAACGGUCAAAACCGCGAAAAGAAGAGCCUUAAACCGCAACAAAGAAAUCUCGUCAAGAACUUUGGCUGAUGAAGUAGUAACUACAGAAAAAUCGCCUUCUCCAGGGACUCGUACACCAUACUACAAGGGAAUUUGGAGAAAUAUUACUGAAGUAAUGGGCGUGUGAUUGAAAAGAAACCAAGAUUUGUAAAUUGGCCUCCAUAAACAGUUUCUAAAGCUGACGUUUCGAGCUUCGUCAGAGUGAAGGACGAAUAUGACGAAUGACGAAGAUGACGACGAUGACGAAUGACGACCGUGACGAAUGACAGCGAUGACGUAUGACGAAGAUGACAAAUGACGAAGAUGACGAAUGACGAAGAUGACAAAUGACGAAGAUGACGAAUGACAAACGACGAGGAUGACGAAUGACGAAUCACUUCAUUCGCUCUAGCGGAGGGCUAAUGUUCGAAACAUCAGCUUCCGAAACUCGGUGCGCGUGCGGUGGGCAAUUUAUAUUAUCAAGUCAGUUGAUAAAACCAAAUUAUCUUGUUAUACUCCCUCACCGACGCAGCACCAUAGUUUAUCUAGAAACUUACCCCCUCUAUUCAUUCACUGAAGAUUUGGAAGAGAUUGAUAAAUAUAUUUUUCGGCGCUGUCUUGAGAUUUUACAUUAAUGCAGCUGGCAUGCGUUCAUUGUAAAUGCUCUGUUCAAAGUUCUGUUCGUUUUAUUUAUUACCUUUCAUUCUCUUUACUCAUUAGAAAUAUAUCUUUUUUUUGACACUGUACCGUUUGAAAAGAAACGAAGUUCGAUCGGGAAGUUCGGCAUUUUUUACUGCAUUUCACUUCAAAAAAAAAAUUACAAGAUUUCAAAGAAAAAUAAGAGAUUACUCUCGAAAACUUUAAGAUUUCUUGUAAUAUUUCGACGUAUCCCCGUCAAUCCUUGAGGGCAGGCGAAUAUUUGUGGGUUUUAUUCAAUUUAAAGGAAAUGCUCUGAUGCUAAAAUUGACUGAAAAAAUCGCUAUGUAGCUCUUUAACUCCACCAUGACUUUUCCUUUGAAAUUCGCUCUUAAACUCUUGAUUAAGAAGCUUAAGUUUGCGAAGACUACAUUCCCGCUAUUCACUCCUAGUAUAUACCGGCCGAAUUCUAACUCAUUCUUGGCUCAUCCUUUUGAAUUUCUUUAUUUUAAUGGGUUUUUAGUUGGCUCAAAUCGUCACUCUUUUCUAGUACGGUGUUAAGCUAUGGAAUUUGUUUUUGGAGGCCGCGUCCAGUAAAAAUUCCAUAGCUUAACACGGCAGUCCACAGUAUCGAAUCCUUACACUUGCUCGACCGGUGAAUGGGAAGUCAAACUUACCGGCAUAGUUUCUAUUUCACUGUUAUUUAAAACGUCAAUUACAUUUCAUAACAUAGUACUUCCUCACAUUGCGAAAUUAGAAAAAAAAAAUUGAUUAGAGAUUUUUCAAUUAUGAUA
Molecule: messenger RNA, 2470 nt
Organism: Stylophora pistillata
Lineage: Eukaryota; Metazoa; Cnidaria; Anthozoa; Scleractinia; Pocilloporidae
Product: palmitoyltransferase ZDHHC4-like
Biological process (GO): peptidyl-L-cysteine S-palmitoylation; protein targeting to membrane
Cellular component (GO): endoplasmic reticulum; Golgi apparatus
Molecular function (GO): protein-cysteine S-palmitoyltransferase activity
Source: RefSeq, a predicted model, not a curated record